This is a messenger RNA of Plasmodium gonderi, 390 nucleotides long. RefSeq names its product acylphosphatase. The transcript is spliced from 2 exons. The record is from RefSeq and is a predicted model, not a curated record. NCBI's taxonomy places the organism in Eukaryota, Apicomplexa, Aconoidasida, Haemosporida, Plasmodiidae. The coding region runs from base 1 to 390 and encodes 129 amino acids. Gene Ontology annotation, molecular function: acylphosphatase activity.
AUGCGGGUGAUUAACCUGGCCUAUUCACUAUUUUUAUUUCCUCAGGCAAAAGGUUCACCCAACACAAAAUACCUUUUAAGAAAUUUCCAGAGUUCGAGUAAAAUGAUACAUACCUUUGAUUUCGAAGUUUUUGGAAAAGUCCAAGGAGUUUUUUUUCGAAAAUAUACAAAGUUGGAGGCAGACAAGUUAAACAUAAAAGGUCAUGUUCAAAACACAGAUCGGAACACAGUAAUAGGAACGGCAGAGAGCAAUAAUAAAGAAUUGUUGGAGCAGUUCAAGAAAUUUCUCAAUAAUGUAGGAAGCCCAUCAUCUAGAAUUGAUAAAUGUUUAAUAACGAAUGAAAAGACAGUUAACACAUAUUCGAGUACAGAUUUUGUUAUAAGACGGUAA